This is a messenger RNA of Malassezia sympodialis ATCC 42132, 714 nucleotides long. RefSeq lists its product as uncharacterized. The transcript is spliced from 2 exons. Lineage: Eukaryota; Fungi; Basidiomycota; Malasseziomycetes; Malasseziales; Malasseziaceae. The record is from RefSeq and is a predicted model, not a curated record. Bases 1 to 714 code for a protein of 237 amino acids.
AUGGGCGUGUAUGUGUUUGUGAAUUUUACGCAGAACGUGGAUCGACUCCAUCAUGUGGCAGCUCAACGUCUAUCAAGCAACAUACCACCCAUCUUAGAGCUCCACGGCUCCUUGAGCGAAGUGCGAUGUGUUUCUAAAGGAAAUAGCUCACCAAAAGAAACUAGUUGGUGGGAAAAGGCACAGACGAAUGCCUUCGGGCGAGUGGAUCGAUACUAUCCAACACAUACUGCAAAAACUGAUGCAGAUCAUGGAUGUGGCUUUGUUUGUUCGAGAGAUGCUCUACAGGAUCAACUUACAGUCAUGAAUCCAGGAUGGUAUGAAUGGUCUGUGCGUUUGAAAAAUGAGCCUCAUUUAUCAUUACGCCGCAAUCCUGAUGGUGAUGUACAACUUGAGGGUGUAUCCUAUGACACAUUCUCAUACCCCACUUGCCCUAACUGCGGAGGCAUUAUCAAACCCGAUGUCGUUUUUUUCGGCGAAAAUGUUCGAAAGACAGUUAGAGAACAAGCAAAGCAAUGGGUGAAUGAAUGUGAUGCUCUAUUACUCGUUGGCACAACCGUCGCUACUUAUUCAGCAUAUCGCCUUGUUCGUGACGUGAAGGAAGCAGGCAAGCCAAUUGUAUUGCUGAACCGUGGACCAACACGCGUUGAUCCUCUGGUUGACGUUCGCAUUGGUUUUGAUAGCGCUAGUGUUUUAUCUCACUUGCGAUUUACUUAA